This is a messenger RNA of Harmonia axyridis, 868 nucleotides long. It is a transcript of the gene Sap30, whose product is annotated as histone deacetylase complex subunit SAP30 homolog. The record is from RefSeq and is a predicted model, not a curated record. The transcript has 3 exons. Bases 202 to 759 code for a protein of 185 amino acids. Gene Ontology annotation, biological process: regulation of DNA-templated transcription. NCBI's taxonomy places the organism in Eukaryota, Metazoa, Arthropoda, Insecta, Coleoptera, Coccinellidae. Gene Ontology annotation, cellular component: histone deacetylase complex. Gene Ontology annotation, molecular function: protein binding; transcription coregulator activity.
GGACCAGGAACUAUCGCAUUUUCUUCUGUCGAGCAUCUGUUCUAGUUCUGUUACAUGAGAUUUAUAGUAAGAAAUUUCAUAAAGUUAUUUUUUUACAUUGGUUACAUAUGACUUGUCAAAGUGAGUCGAGUAUAAAACAUCUGAAGAUAUAAUUAUUCGUCCAUUUGGAUAUCAUCAAGAAACAAGAGCUAUACUAUGUGAAUGUAUCUAGAAUUAAGUGUAACAGACUCAAAUGUGGAUAAAAUGAACGGCUUCAGCACAGGAGAAGAAGAUUCGAGAGAGCCUACCGAACAAAUUUGCUGUUUGAUUGAUAAUGGCCUGAGAUGUAGUGAAAUUGCUGGUAAUGCAUCAUACAGCAAAAGAAUCCAGAAAACCGUCACACAAAGAAGGCUCAAUUUAGCAUUAGAUAACUCGGCGAGGCAUAUUUAUAUCUGUGAUAACCAUAAAAUGAUUAUUCAAAGUGCCAGAACAAAACGAAAGAGAAAAGACUCUGAAGAAGACAGCAAUGAAACUGAUACCGAUGUUCCAGAUGUAGAUCUAUUCCAGUUACAAGUUAACACUUUACGAAGAUACAAGAAGCAUUUCAAAGUUCCCACUAGGCCUGGAAUGAACAAAGCACAGUUGGCUGAUUGUUUGAUGAAACAUUUCAAGACUAUUCCAGUAAAGGAAAAGGAGGUGGUUACGUUGUUCAUUUAUACAGUUAAAACUAACGGUAACAAAUUAGACCAGAAGAAUGGAGUCAAUUCUGAUACAGCAUAAUUAAUAGAUGUAAAUUAAGUGAAAUAUUAUUUUAAUGUAAUUAUAGUAUUUAAUUGUUUAUAUAUAGUGGAUUUAUGGAUAAUUAAAUGAGAAAUCUUAAAAAAUAUUA